UUUUUUCGACAAGUUACUAAGUUGUGAAAAACGUUUCCAUAGCCCAACGGUUAGAAACACUUACGCAUUCAAAAGAAAAUGCCACUAACGACAUAUCAAAAGCAUCAUGACGACCUAUUUCAUUUAUCUAUUUAUUUUAAGUUUUUCAUGAAUGAUCGAUAUAACAGAACAUCUGCCUCUCAUGAACAACAACAUUAUUUAUACUGUUUAAAAGUUCCGUUUGCAGAAUAAUUCGAUAAUGAUUAAAACUGACACAAAAUAGAUUUCAUAAGCACUAUGAUUAAUUAUAUUUGAUUGCUUUCUCUUUCAUAUAGCACCAGCAUCAUUUGUACAAGCUCGUAUUUGGCUUGAUGAAAGAAUUCGUUUUCAUCCUGACAAACCACAAACAGCCACCUACAAUAUGCCUUUUCUUUACCGUCUCAUAAAUCAACAUUCUUUAUCAAAACGACAACUUCGUCAUGCUCUUCAUCUGCUUAUAAUCAAACACCAAUCACUUCAUACAUCACUUAUCUUUGAUACAGAAAAGAAUCUACUCAUACAACGAGUCAACGAUAUUAAUAACACCAACAACCAAUUCUAUACAUUCACUGAAAGUGUUUUUCAAACAGAUGAACAACUUAAUUCGAUUAUGCAUGAAGAAAAGGGUAAUCCUUAUCUUUUCGAUCUUUCUCAUGGAGUUGUCUUCCGAUGUCAUGUUGUUUACUACAAAGAAAUCUCUCCAAAUAAUCUCAUCUCUGACAAAGAUAUACUUAUUUUCAAUUUUCAUCAUGCUUCAUUUGAUUUUCCGUCAAUGCAAAUCUUUCUUCGUGAUCUAAAUCAAGCAUAUACAGCACAUUUCUUGUCUGACAAUGAUAACACUCUUCUACGUUAUCUCGAUUAUGCUAUUAUCGAACAUCAAAUGUCCAUGACUGGUGCAAGUAUGUUUUGGCUUGAUGCUCUUCAUGAUUGUAAACUCGAUCAAUCUUUAUCAUUACCAUAUGAUCGAUAUCGACUUUUGAAUGAACAUCGAACUGGUCGUGGAACAUCUGUCUCAUUCUAUUUUGGUCAAGAUCUUUCUCAUAAUUUUCUUCUUUAUGCAUCAUCACACAAUAUCAAACAUAAAUAUCUAGCACUUGCUACUUACUUUAUCUUCUUAUUUAAAUUAACGAAUGGUGAAAAAGAUCUAUGUAUUUCAAUGAAUGUAGACAAUCGUUAUAGAGAUGAACUUAAAUCUAUAAUUGGACUGUUUGAGAAUGUUAUUCCAUUGAGAUGUCAAUUAAAGUCUCGUUGGUCUUUCCAUUAUCUACUUGAUUCUGUUCGAGAGAUAGCAACCAAUAGUGUGAGAUAUUCAUAUUUUCCUCUUCAACGUAUUCUCAAUCAAUAUUCGAAUAUUUCAAAACCUGUAUUUCUUGAUACAUCAUUCGAAUUUCUAUCAUCUAUGAUAACAGUUGGCAGUAAACUAAUAGUGAUUGGUGAUAGUCAACUUUGUUCAAUACCUUUUACAAUGAACAUUAAUGAUAAUAAAACUAUAAAUAAGUAUGAUUUCUCCCUUAUAAUUCAACAUGAUCUCAAUACCAAUCAACUCUCAUGCACAAUCAAUGCAUCAGUCGAUUUAUUCAAUGUACAAACAAUUAAUAAGAUAUCUCAACGAUUUCAUUCACUCUUGAAUCAAUUAUUUAUAUCUGUUGAUG
Adineta steineri is the source of this 1670-nucleotide messenger RNA. The record is from the annotation of a GenBank genome assembly. NCBI's taxonomy places the organism in Eukaryota, Metazoa, Rotifera, Eurotatoria, Adinetida, Adinetidae.